Clonostachys solani is the source of this 978-nucleotide messenger RNA. The record is from the annotation of a GenBank genome assembly. NCBI's taxonomy places the organism in Eukaryota, Fungi, Ascomycota, Sordariomycetes, Hypocreales, Bionectriaceae.
AUGGCGACAUUCCCACGUCUACCAAAAGAAGUCAUUGUCGAGGUUCUAUCUUACCUGUCCUAUGACACUCUUGAGAGUCUCGCAUGGACCUUAAAACAUCCCAUCACUGAGAUCUCAAUUUCUCUGCUCCAGCCAAUCUUCAAAUCCAGGCGUGACACUAAACGCCUGAUUGAGAGGCUUGGCCCCCUUCAAACUCAGUCAUUUAACGCCCUGCGUCAAGAUUUCAUUGAAGGUCCAGAGUUUCUUGAGUGCCUCGGCCUCUCGCCCCAAACCGUCGUCAAGCUCCCUCCUGACAGUCAGCUUCCCAACCUUGACUAUCUGCAUCUUUGCGGUGACUUCAAGUGGCUCGAACCCCUCACGGGAAUUCUUGCAGAAAUAACGGAAUCGAAAUAUGCCGGGCCGGCUGUGCGUGAUUCAAGUUAUGAUGACUUGAUAUCAAGUGCAGAUCGCAUAGGCGUCACCCUGCCUCCAGCAUUCCUCAAGUUUAUCCAGGAUGAAAAACUCCAGAGACGAAUGCCUUCGGCCGGCGACUACUUUUGUUUAGAACUGGGUGGUCUACGAAAGGUUCCGAAAUCUUUGGAUGGGGGCGUCGGGGGAUACAAAAUUAUAUUUCUAUCCGAACACGAAGGGGCGUACCUGUUCUCUCUAUACAUUGAGCCUGGGAAGAAGGGUGCUAGCUGCGUGUUACAGGAGUUUAGACCGGGCCAUUGGGGGUAUGAAUGUCAUCAUCAACACGAACGCGGGGAUGGGGGAAAUCCAGAUUGUCCCAACAUUACGGACCAGGACAGGCAAGAUGCCAAGGAGAUGGGUGUGGACAUUGUCAACAAUCCAUGUGCCGAUUUCUCUUUGGUUGGGGUCGAUUUCGAAACUUGGUUGGCUACAAGGUAUUAUCGCGAAUCGUUAUGGCACUCUGUAUCGUCCACUGCAGGGGAUGUGCCAGGGCUGAAAGAAUAUGUGAAGCGAGAGCUUAUACAAUAG